AUGCAGGAUGCUCGCGAUACCCCGAAUCCCCAUUAUAUCAAGGACAUGGAUGCCAAAGUCCCUCAGCGGGGCUGUAAAAGCCUCCCGUCCGAGACAUCGCUUAGAGUCGAAAUGUUCGAACAUAGAGCAUACAACCUGGCGCGAGCCUUUGCAGAUGAGACCCCACUCUCGGAAGAGGACGGUUUAUCGUACAAUGGUUGGAUUGCAAAUUUCAGUCGGCUGCAAUUUGAGGUAUCUGUUCCAGAAUGGCUCAGGAAACAGGUUUCAGACUCUCCUGGAGAGCUUCGGGUGGAUGAUUAUUAUGACUCUCUGAAACAUGAGGUGCAGGUCCACGAACGCCUAGGCAGAAACGAAGGAAUUAUCUCGCCCACCUGCCCUUCUGAGUAUAGGAUUGGGGUGGCAUUCGCGAAAGAAAACAAUCUUGAGUGUUACCUCGGUAGCCACCCGGAGCGAGAAGAGUCCUUCAAGAUAAACUGGAUUCUCUCUCUCACCAAUACUUUAUCAUAUGUGCGUUCUCGCAGGAUUUUAUAG
Molecule: messenger RNA, 531 nt
Organism: Penicillium samsonianum
Lineage: Eukaryota; Fungi; Ascomycota; Eurotiomycetes; Eurotiales; Aspergillaceae
Exons: 1
Coding region: 1-531 (176 amino acids)
Source: RefSeq, a predicted model, not a curated record